This is a messenger RNA of Halteromyces radiatus, 1962 nucleotides long. Its product is annotated as SIT4 phosphatase-associated protein-domain-containing protein. The coding region runs from base 73 to 1746 and encodes 557 amino acids. Gene Ontology annotation, molecular function: protein phosphatase regulator activity; protein phosphatase binding. Gene Ontology annotation, cellular component: nucleus; cytosol. The transcript is spliced from 10 exons. The record is from RefSeq and is a predicted model, not a curated record. Lineage: Eukaryota; Fungi; Mucoromycota; Mucoromycetes; Mucorales; Cunninghamellaceae.
AUAUAUAUAAAUAUAUAAAUAUAUUAUAUAUAUUAUUUCUUUCGAUAUAUAUAUAUACAUACUCCCUUUUGAAUGUUGAGUCGGUUUGGAUUCAGCAAGCCUACAAGUAUCGAUGCUCAACUUGAUAACAAACGCGUAGCGUUGGAAGAAAUUUUGGAUAUGGAGGAUUGUCUAGGUCAGGUACAAAUGCGUCACAAGAAACUUAUUGACUUUAUAAAACGACCUUUGAUCAUCUCUCAACUCAUUCGUCAUUUAGUUUUGGGGGACGACAGCAAUUACGCUUGGAUUGCUUGUGAAAUCUUGGCUUCAGCAAUCCCUUCUAUCAUGGAAACAUUGGUAUUUCAACAUCGAGAAUUAUUAUUGGUAUACUGGGCUUUAUUAUAUCAAACUUAUCGACUCACUCGUCAACAAGUCGUCUAUUUUUGUAAAGUCAAUCAAGCUCUUUUAGCUCGUCGACCAGCUGAUAUGGUACAAUUCGUUACUCGAUUAUCUGAUCUUUUACCACACUGGAUUUAUCAUCUGGGUGAUCCUCAAGGUUCUCAAUUGGCUGAUUUAUUAGUAUCUUUUAUCUAUUCUGAACGUAUGAUCGAUUGUACUGGGAUUACAAAAUGGUUUUGUCAACAAGGACUUAUUCGACUAUUGACAGAACAACUGAAUCCAUCAGUAGAUCCUAUGAUGCGUCAGAUUUGUCAACAAGUAUUAUGUGAUAUUACUCGGUUAAGUCAAACUUCUCAUCAAGAUAUGCAAUCUAUUGGACCCAACGAUUUGAUGAACGAUUUGUCAAGUACGGAAACAAUUAAAAGGGUGAUGGAUUCGAUGCUGGAUACGACAUCACCUGAAGCAAUUGAUAGUUUCGUUUGUGGUGCAAAACUAUUUAUCAACAUGAUCCGAUACAAUGACGAAAGAUACCUCAACAAUGACAACAUAUUGACUAUGAAUGAUCAUAUUCCUACCAAUUCCAAAAUACUUGCAUCCAUGUUGACAUACUGCACAACUCGAUUACCCGAGAUUUUAUAUCUAUUGGAAAAUCCAAGAUCAAAGCGAAAGGAUCGAUUAGGAAUGGAACGACUUGUAUUGUUAGAACUGGUUGCUGAAUGGAUUCAUUGUUCAAAUUUGAUUGGGAUUCAAGAAGAGGGUGAUGGCUUCAAGUCAGCUUAUUGUACGCUUGGUGUUACAGCUCGUGUAUUGGAUCUUUUCUUUGCAUUUCCGUCGUGUAACCUAGCUCAUUCUGUGAUCUGUGACAUGAUCGGUCAAACUUUUGAAAACAAAUGUUUACAUCGGAAAAAUAACAAACAAAUGAUACUGGAGGUAUUUACAAGUGGGCGUUUGAUUCAUCGGAUAUUAGAAGUGAAUACUCAAGUCAAGGCAUGUCCCGAAUUAUCUCGUACUUUGGGUUACAUGGGACAUUUGACUUUGUUAACCAAAUCCAUUGUACAAAUACUGGAUUCACAACCAUACUUGGUCAAAACUCUUGGUGAUAGUGUUCCUUGGGAAGAAUGGGCUGAUUAUGCUAAUAUCGUCCUGAAUCGUUGUGAAAAAUGGGACAUCCCUCCUCUUUCUGAUAUAUCGGUAUCAGCUUCUACAACAUCUUUAUCUACUGCCACUUUUCCUACACCACCUCCACCAAUUCAUAUACCAUCAUCAUUAUCGUCAGGACCAUUAUCGUCACCUUUACCAUCACCAACCGUAUUACCUUCAUUGCCUUCAUCAUUUUUAUCAACAGAAGUAAGUUAUCAUAUACUUUAGUAUUCACACAAUCGAUCUUAACUUUUUUUUUUAUUUAAUUUCUUUUCUAGUUUCCUGUUGAUGCUAGCUAGUUGAUUAUACCAUAGAUUAGACUUGUUUUUUUUAUUACUUUUCUUGUUUAUAUUUAUCUCAUCUUUUUUUUUUUUUGAUUAUAUGAUUGACCAUAUCAAAUCGUACUCUUCUCUUUUUGUACAAUAAUAAAAAGCACAUUCACAU